AUGGCAAUAGCCGUGGAGGGGGACCCAACUAUAAGAAGGGGACUCGGGAGUUUGCUGGCCGAGUCUCAAAACAGCUUCGUGAAUGACCAUUUGAGACCAAAAAUGCUCCAUUUGCUACCCGGGACGGUGCCUGGCUUUUCUCUAAGAAAUCGAAAAUGGGGUAGGCUAAGCCAGGUUGAGCACAACUACGGCUGGGAUGACCUUGUUCUACCCCCAGGCCAUCGGAAAGUGGUGCAGGCCAUGGUUGAAACGCAUGCGACUUACAAGCCAGAUGGUCAUCCAGCCACCGGAAAUGGACGCGGUGCCUGGAAAAGAAGCGACCAGACCAUCGAAAUCUUCAGGCACAACUUCGAACGCCUUGAGAAGACCAACGAGGGCCGUCAGGAGCACAACCUCCCGCCGUUUGAGUACAAGGAUCAGCAAGGCAGAAUAGUCGAAUGGGCUAACGAGCAAUGGAAGACGCUCCGCUGGAACGGGCGCCAGAUCAGGAAUGCUUUCCAGACUGUCAUGGCACUCGCUGAGUUCAAAGCCAAGCGCAAACAAACCAGCGAUGGCCAGGAUCCAAGGUCAGUGUUGACCAAGCGUUGCUUCGAAAUCGUGCCAAAUCAACAAGGGGGUUUGACGAAGCGGGAACAGGCUGGAGAGGACAACUCCAUGAGAAAGAUAAAGAAGAACAAGGACUACUUCGAUUCUGACGAGAGUGAGGCCGAUGACUCUGAGGAAGCCGAAAGUAAGGAUCAGACAGAGACUGAGGAGGACAGCGAUGAAGAGGAGCCAGAUGAGCAGGACAAGAGGAAAGGCAGCAAGACUGGCAAAAAGUGCAAAGAUACAAAGGGAAAGAAGAGCGAGGGGAGGAAAGGCGGCUCCAACAAAAAGAAGAAAGGGAAGAAAGCUGGAAGCGAUGAGGACGAGGAUGGACGAAUGAUGACAAAAAACGGCUGUGCUUUUUCUUUUCCGACAAACUGA
This is a messenger RNA of Podospora pseudopauciseta, 966 nucleotides long. RefSeq lists its product as uncharacterized. Bases 1 to 966 code for a protein of 321 amino acids. Lineage: Eukaryota; Fungi; Ascomycota; Sordariomycetes; Sordariales; Podosporaceae. The record is from RefSeq and is a predicted model, not a curated record. The transcript has 5 exons.